This is a messenger RNA of Magnolia sinica, 6330 nucleotides long. RefSeq names its product eukaryotic translation initiation factor 4G-like. Gene Ontology annotation, cellular component: eukaryotic translation initiation factor 4F complex. Lineage: Eukaryota; Viridiplantae; Streptophyta; Magnoliopsida; Magnoliales; Magnoliaceae. The transcript is spliced from 10 exons. Gene Ontology annotation, molecular function: mRNA binding; translation initiation factor activity; protein binding. Bases 242 to 6145 code for a protein of 1967 amino acids. The record is from RefSeq and is a predicted model, not a curated record.
CAGGAGCGCGUCCCUUCGUCUCUCUCUUCCACUUUUUUUUAUCCUUCGCUUAUUACUCUGCCCUUCUUUCCAAAAAUCCAGAUUCGACUCUCUCUCUCUCGCUUGCUCGCUCGCUUGCGUCAUGAUUCCCGCCACUCUCUUCAAUCUCUCUCCCACCGUUUAAAACCCUAACAUCUCUCUCUUUCUCUCUGCAAAUCGUCUUCAGAGAAGAGAAAAUUUAGUGGAACGACGGUUCGGAUUUAUGUCCCUCAAUCAAUCUAGGGCUGAGAAGAGCGAGGCCCAGGUGAGGAAACCGGGUCGAUCCGGAAGCUCUAACAACCAAAGGAGCUCCUCGGGUGGGGCAGGGAAGGGCGGCAGCGGGACCGCCCCUCCACCCUCUCCUUCGAUUUCCUCGUCGCCCUCGCUGUCAACAAACAAAGGCUUCAAGAAGUCUGGUAAUGGACAGGGAGGGCAGUCUAGGGUGGGCCCUGCGAGCACAAAUUCCGAACCGAAUGCUGCUGUCGCUGCCAACCGUGCCGUGCAAAAUGGCACUCAUGUCCAAUCUCAUGUGCAUGGGGUGUCAGAUGUGCCAGUGUCAGUCACUGCCAAACCAAUCGAAUCAUCUGUUCCAAGAAGCUCCCGAUCCCUUCCAAAGGCUCCAUCUUCUCAAACCACUUCUGGAGCAUCAGAUUCUGCAGUUCCUGCAACACCAUCGAAAGGAGAUGCGCCUAGAGCAUUUCCUCUUCAGUUUGGGACCAUAAGUCCGGGGUUCAUGAAUGGGAUGCAGAUUCCUGCUCGGACUAGCUCAGCUCCACCUAAUUUGGAUGAGCAAAAGCGUGACCAGGCACGUCAUAAUUCUGUUAGAGGCGUGCCCACGAUGCCUAUCCCUCCUGUUCUUAAGCAGCAGCAGAUGAGGAAGGAUGUCGGUAGCAUGAACCAGUCUAACACAGCAUCAUCUCAUCCACAACCACAGGCAAAGAGGGAUAUACACAUUCCUAUUCCAGCUGCCCCUGCCGCGACAGCCCAAAAGUCUUCUGUCCUGCCUAUGACCGGAAUGUCUAUGCCCAUGCCAUUUCAGCAGCCACAAGUUCCUAUACAAUUUGGUGGCCCUACCCAACAGAUUCAGUCACAGGGUGUCACGGCCCCUUCACUGCAAAUGCUACCUGUGGGAAAUGCUGCCCAGGUUCAGCAGCAGGUUUUUGUUCCAAGUCUCCAAUCUCAUCCAUUGCAGCCUCAAGGGAUGAUGCAUCAGGGACAAAGCCUGGGCUUUGCACCUCAGAUGGGUCAUCAAAUGGUCCCCCAGUUGGGCAACCUCGGAAUUGGAAUGCCCCCACAAUUUGCUCAACAGCAGGCUGGAAAAUUUGGUGCUCCUCGAAAAGCUGUCAAGAUAACUCAUCCAGAAACUCACGAAGAAUUGAAACUUGAUAAUAAAAGGACAGACUCGCAUUUGGAUGUUGGCUCCUCGGGGCCAAGGUCUCAUCCUAAUGUGCCCCCUCAAUCCCAGCCCAUUCCAUCCUUCCCUCCUGCUCAUUCAAUCAAUUACUAUCCUAUACCCAAUUCUUAUAAUUCCGCUCCCAUCUUCUUUCAACCUUCAUCUUCUCUUCCUUUAACAGGCUCCCAAAUGACUCCCAGUUCCUCUGCAUCAAGAUAUAACUAUUCCGUUGGACAAGGUGGGCAAGCCAUAUCUUUUAUGAACCCCUUGCCUGUUAGUAAGGCCGGGCCUCCUAUGCAGGGCAUGUCCGAACCCAUGAAUGUGGAACGCACUCAUGAUGGUCAUGUAAUGGUUUCUGCCCCAACAGCUUCGGUUCAGGUGACAGUGAAGCCACCUGUUGUUCCACUUGCAGCAAAGGCUGGUAUCUCUUCUGUGGCAGUGAAUCCAUCUACUGUCAAGGGUGAGCCAUCCAAGUUACUGAGAUCACCUGGUGAAGCUAUUGCUCAUCAUCAGCAAAGGGAAAUUGAGAUGGGUUCAGAAAAUAACUUUCAGCAGCCAAAAUCUGUUUCUGAAAAUCCCGAAACCAUUCCAUUGCCUGCCACAGUUAAAAGUUCUGCUGCUGCAUCUCCUGCUGUUUCAAUGCACAUUCCGCCCUCAAGUACUGAAUCAGUUCCUGUAGCCCCUGCUGAGGAGUCUACAUCUGUUGCGAGCAAUGCAGAAGGCAGAAGAAAAGAAUCUAUUAGAAGGUCGGACUCUUUCAAGGAUCAGCACAAAAAACCGAGCAAAAAGGAACCACGGCACUCCCAGCAACAACAUCAGGCAGAUAUAUCAGAUUCUGCAGGUGGUUUGAAGACAUCUUCAUUAAAGUUACCCAAGGAUAGCAUUUCCUCUGACUUAAAUGGCCAGCAACUGUCCAGAAAUCCUGAGAAUGUGCAGGCUCCUUCAGAGGCACUCAGGUCACCUGCUACUGCUAGCACUUCUUCAGUUGGGCAGCCUGAAACUGAAGAAGGUAAAGCCAUCCCUUCUAUGUCAGAAACCUCAGGAGUUGUCGUGGACACUGCUACCGAAGUAUCACAAGAUGUACAUCUGACUGGUGGUGUUCAAAUUGGGGAGGGAGGGUCCUGUGAGCCAGAAAACCUGCCAGAUCAUGAAGAGCAUGUAGCCACAUCUGAAGAUUUGGAUGCUUCUCAUCAUACAAAGCAAGAUAUCACUUUGUUGGAGAAACAAGAAAUUCCAGGAACAGAAGAACAGAGGAAAACCAAAAUAACUGAUGGUUCUGAACAAGAUCUUAGUAGCUUCGAAGUGCAUACAGGAUCAGCUGUUUCAGAAUCCACUGAAGACAGUAACCAAAUGGAAGUAGUAUCUCAACAGAGCGCAGCGAUAUGCAAUGUGGAAGAAACAAAUGCUGUUGAUGAGCCUACUUGUGCGGAAACUGAACAGAUGAACACCAUCGCAGAAGAAGUGGGCUGUAGCUCAGAGAUUGACAGAACUACAGAUAACUUAAUCACUUCAUCUACUGCCACAUCCUCGGGCUCUAUUGAUGCUGAUCCGACCAGUUCUCAUCAUAUUUCUUCUAUGGAUGCUCAGGAAGAUAAAAGUUCAGCUGCAGAUGCCUCUAAAAUUAAAAGUGAAAUAAGGACGCCCGAUCAAGAAACUUCAGAGAAAGUAUCUGGGCUAUCAUGUCAGGAGACUGCCCCUGCUAUGCUUUCAGAUUCGUCUGAAAGUGCCCAGAAACUUGAAGGGAGAAGUGCAUAUAACAUGAGCAGUGGUCCAGUUUCUACUUCAUUGUCAGCAUCCAAGGAUAGGAUCUCUUUGGAACAGAAUAGAGCCAAGGGUGCCUUGGCUGCCGGCAAGAAGAAAAAGAGAAAGGAAUUUCUUUUGAAAGCAGAUGCUGCAGGGACAAGUUCUGACCUGUAUAUGGCUUACAAGGGUCCAGAGGAGAAGCCUGAGACAGCUAUUACUCCAGAAAUUGUGGAUAAUACUUCUGAUGUCAAGCAGGUAUCUGCAGAUGCUACUGAGAAGGAUCUUCUAGCAACUGAGGAUGAUGCGCAGAGUAAAGCGGAAAUCGAUGAUUGGGAAGAUGUGGUGGAGAUUUCCAGUCCAAAACUGAAAACGUUAGAAAAUGGGGAACAGUUAGAUGGUGCCGGUAAGCAUGACGAUGAAUAUGGAAGUGGAGUUUCAGGUAAAAAGAAGUACUCUAAAGAUUUCCUCUUGACGCUUUCAGAGCAAUAUACUGACCUUCCUUUAGGCUUUGAGAUUGGAUCUGAUAUAAUAGAUGCGAUAAUGAGCGGUCCGGUGGCUAAUCCCCAUCUUGUCGAACGUGAAUCAUAUCCAAGUUCUGGAAGGAUUAUAGAUAGGCCAAGUGGAGGAUCUCGUCCUGACCGCCGUGGUAGCAGUAUUGUGGAUGAUGACAAAUGGAGCAAAGCACCUGGCCCUUUUGCUUCUGGACGUGAUCCACGUCUGGAUGUUGGUCAUGGUGGUGCUGUUAUAAAUUUUCGGCCUGGCCAAGGUGGCAAUCACGGGGUUUUAAGGAAUCCACGUGGACAGCCAUCUGGUCAGUAUGGUAGUGGGAUUCUCUCUGGGCCUAUUCAGUCAUUGGCAUCUCCGGGAGGGAUGCCACGGAAUAGCCCUGAUGCUGACAGGUGGCAGCGUGCUACUGGCAUUCAUAAGGGUUUGAUUCCUUCUCCUCAGACUCCUUUACAGGUAAUGCACAAAGCAGAGAAAAAGUAUGAAGUGGGUAAAGUGUCUGAUCAGGAAGAGGUGAAGCAAAGACAAUUGAAAGGCAUUCUCAACAAGCUUACGCCUCAGAACUUUGAAAAACUUUUUCAGCAAGUCAAAGAAGUUAACAUUGACAAUGCUGUCACUCUUACUGGCGUCAUCUCACAGAUUUUUGAUAAAGCUCUGACGGAGCCAACUUUCUGUGAAAUGUAUGCAAACUUCUGCUUACAUCUUGCUGGUGAGUUGCCUGAUUUCAGUGAGGACAAUGAGAAGAUCACUUUCAAAAGAUUGCUUUUGAACAAGUGCCAGGAGGAGUUUGAGAGGGGCGAAAGAGAGCAAGCUGAAGCUAACAGAGCUGAAGAGGAGGGGGAAAUUAAACAGUCCAAAGAGGAAAGAGAGGAGAAGAAGGUCAAGGCACGCAGGCGUAUGCUGGGGAAUAUUCGGUUGAUUGGAGAACUCUACAAGAAAAGGAUGUUGACAGAGAGAAUCAUGCAUGAAUGCAUUAAGAAGUUGCUUGGUCAGUAUCAGAAUCAUGACGAGGAGGAUGUUGAAGCUCUGUGCAAGUUAAUGAGCACAAUUGGUGAGAUGAUAGAUCAUCCCAAAGCCAAGGAACAUAUGGAUGCGUAUUUUGACAUGAUGCUGAAUUUAUCAAACAACCAGAACCUAUCUUCUAGGGUGCGAUUCAUGUUGAGGGAUGCGAUUGAUCUGAGAAAGAAUAAAUGGCAGCAGAGGAGGAAAGUUGAAGGACCAAAAAAGAUUGAGGAAGUUCAUAGGGAUGCAGCUCAAGAACGGCAGCUACAAGUAAAUAGAUCGUCACGUGGGCCUAGUAUAACUUCUUCGGCAAGGAGAGGACAACCUAUCGAUUAUGGUCCCCGUAGUUCCACUGUGUUUUCUCCCAGCUCCCAGCAGGGUGGCAUUCGCAAUUUGCCACCUCCGCUCCGUGGUGGAUAUAUAUCUGCUCAAGAUGCUCGGUUGGAAGACAGGCAUCCUUUUGAAAGCAGGACAUUGUCAGUUCCCUUGCCACAAAGGUCCACUGAUGAUGAUUCUAUUACCUUAGGUCCUCAAGGUGGUCUUGCCAGGGGCAUGUCUAUCAGAGGACAGCCACUGAUGUCAAGUGUUCCCUUGGCUGAUUCUUCUCCUAGCACUAGUGACCCUAGAAGAAUGGCAUCGGGUCCAAAUGGUUACAGUUCUGCAUCUGAUUGGACACCUUAUUACUCACGAGAAGAACUCACGCCGAGAUAUAUUCCAGAUAGGUUUGCAGCAACACCUGCUCAUGACCAAUCAAAUUCCCAAGACCGCACUAUAUCUUUUGGGAACAGGGAUUUCCGAAAUGCAGAUCGUCCUUUUGAUAGUUCCAUGGCAACUUCACCUGUCGCAGGCCGUGUGCAGGGACCUUCAACCGGGGCCCAUACUGUUUCUUCUGAACCUGGUUUGUCUGAAGAUCGUUUGCGAGAUAUGUCCAUAGCAGCCAUCCGGGAAUUCUACAGUGCCAGAAAUGAGGAAGAGGUUAGGCUAUGCAUAAAAGAUUUGAAGUCCCCAGAUUUCUAUCCAGACAUGGUAAUGCUCUGGGUCACAGACUCCUUCGACAGGAAGAAUGAUGUUGACAGGGAUCUGUUGGCUAAGCUUCUCGUAAACCUUAGCAAGUCUCGGGAUAGCUUGCUAAGUCAAGUACAGCUUGUCAGAGGCUUUGAAUCUGUGCUCUCCAUGUUGGAGGAUGCUGUGACCGAUUCUCCAAAGGCUGCAGAGUAUCUCGGCAGAAUCAUCGGGCAAGUCGUCGCAGAAAAUGUCAUUCCAUUAAAAGAGAUUGGUAGAUUGAUACACGAAGGUGGGGAAGAAUCAGGAUGCCUGCUACAAAGUGGGCUCGCAUCCGAUGUUCUUGUGAGCAUUCUCGAGAUCAUAAGAAGAGAGAAAGGGGACAAGGUUUUAAAUGAGAUCCGGGUGAGCUCCAACCUCCGGUUGGAGGAUUUUCAGCCCCCAGAUCCCAUCAAAACAAAGAAGUUGGAUGCAUUUAUUUAGAAGAUGGGACUGUAUGGGGCAAGGAAUUCAUGUUUAGAGAUGUUAUCUUGUUCAGGGCUCUUAUAUAUGGUCAUCUUUUUUCAUGUUUUAUUAUUAUUCAUUACUGUGCUGCAAUUGCUGAAAAAAAAAAAAAGAUCAAUGGAGCCAGGCUGAUGGCAGCAGCGAGGAAGAGGUGGUUUUCCAUA